This is a messenger RNA of Protopterus annectens (West African lungfish), 2384 nucleotides long. RefSeq names its product adhesion G-protein coupled receptor F2-like. The coding region runs from base 84 to 2384 and encodes 766 amino acids. Gene Ontology annotation, cellular component: membrane. The transcript is spliced from 8 exons. Gene Ontology annotation, molecular function: G protein-coupled receptor activity. NCBI's taxonomy places the organism in Eukaryota, Metazoa, Chordata, Ceratodontiformes, Protopteridae. The record is from RefSeq and is a predicted model, not a curated record. Gene Ontology annotation, biological process: cell surface receptor signaling pathway; G protein-coupled receptor signaling pathway.
AUUACUUGGGGACAUAAAUUUGAAUUAGAUGGCAUGCUUUGUCUGUUAUGAACAGACUUUUUUCUUCAAAUGGCUGAAAAAGGAUGAAUGUUAUUCUGGUAGCAGUCUUUCAUGAAGUCAUACCAUCAAACAAAUGUAAACUCUUAAAGUUCAGAGAGCAUUUAAGGAAGACAUACAUGAACAUGUCAGCACUGUGGAGAUUCUUCUACUGCAUGGCAGCCAUUUUUGCAAGCAAACCACCCACACCUACAUUACAACUAGAUUUAUUUUCUAGUUUAUUGUCUGAUGAAGAUGUAGCAGGAGAGAAGACAAAACAUAACUUGGAAAGGCACAUACGAGCAUCAGGUGCAGUUGGUGACAGUCUUCCUUUCAGUCAUGAAGUAGAUGUUGAAAUAGCCAUUCCACCAGAUAAAGUUGAGAGUCUGAUAGCAUUCUUCAGAAAUAAGCUACUUGUGUUUUCGGUAAUGAAUAGCUCAACAGUAGUGGGAAAUGUCACAUCUGCAGCUGUUUCUACAGUGUGCACUGACAGCGAAUGUACCUGUGAGGAUGGUUAUCUCUGGGAUCCUACAGUCUGCAGUUCUCAGGCAUGCCACAGUGUACCUGUAAAUUCAAGCUGUAACUGCAUCAAUAUAACUUCAACAAAGAGCACCUGUGAGCCUAAAGUUCCAGCUACAUCUCUUCCUAACACUACUGCUUCACCCACUAUAAGCAUCUCAACAGAAAGUAAUGCUAAGUGCAUAAAUGGAUCUGGGAUAAUUCAAACAGAUGAAUGUGCAGCCAAAGAAAUACAUCAGUUAUUUGAAAUGCUUCAAUCAGGGAAUGUCAGUGUUACUGCUGCGAUGGAGAUGCUCGUAAAUUUAACUUUUAGUGACAAGAUCAGUGUAACAACACCUGCAAAUAUUGGUGCUAUAGUUAAAAUAUUUGAUCUCCUUACUCAGACUCCUGAGAAAAAUGUCACUGAAGCAACAAUGGGGAAUUUUGUGAAAGUGACUGAUGUAAUUGUUAGCAAUGAGUCAGUGAGCAGCUGGGCUAAGCUUAACAACACAAAUACAAGUUCUGUUUUACUACAGUCUGUCGAAAAGUUCACAAGGCUGCUUUCAACAGAAAAAGACAACAUUAAUAUUACAAAAGAAAACAUUGAACUUCAAGGAAUAAAAUUGUCUCCACAAAACAGUAAUGCAAAUUUCAGCAGCAACUUCCUGAAUGUCCGAAGCAGCGUAUUUAUUCCCUCUGAUCAGAUUAAACACCUACCGAUGGAUUCACUUGUUCUCGUCAUUGGGUAUCCUACUCUUUCAAAUAUCUUGCCAAAGAAUUUUGGACAAAGUAAUAAAAUUCUGCCCAUCAACGGGAUUGUUAUAUCAGUCACAGUAAAUGGGAGUAUAAACAAUGUAACACUGACAUUCCAAAAGACAGAUACAUCAUUAAUGGCAAAUCAGUGUGUGUUUUGGGAUUUUAAUACACACAGUUGGAAUAACACUUGCAUUCAGUAUGAUAGUAAAGACUUUGUUACAUGUGUUUGUGACCAUCUAACUUCAUUUUCAGUUCUGAUGUCACCAUAUACCAUAUCUUUUGAAUGGUUGGACUGGAUUGCAUAUAUUGGCGCUGGAGUAUCCAUCGGAAGUUUAGUAAUCUGCCUCAUCAUUGAAGGAAUCGUGUGGACAUUUGUAAUAAAAAAUAAAACCUCUUACAUGAAGCAUGUUUCUAUAGUAAAUAUAGCAGUUUCACUCCUGAUUGCAGACAUUUGGUUCAUAAUAGGUGCUUCUCUGGCUGAAGAUGGAAACAUUCCUAAGGAGAAACCAGCUUGCAAAACUGCAACAUUCUUUAUUCAGUAUUUUUACCUUUGUCUGUUUUUCUGGAUGCUGGUCUUGGGCAUGAUGCUAUUCUACCGUGUGGUGCUUGUUUUCCACGAUAUGAGCAGAACUACAUUAAGGGUGAUUGCAUUUUUGUUGGGAUAUGGAUGCCCACUGCUCAUUACAAUCAUUACUAUUGCAGUUACUGAACCAAACAGAGCAUAUGUAAGAAAUUAUUCCUGUUGGCUAAACUGGGACGAAAGUAAAGCACUUCUUGCUUUUGUUAUUCCAGCACUAUGUAUCAUUGCUGUCAACUUUGUGAUCCUGCUGGUUGUGAUUGCUCAAAUUCUAUGUUCUUCUACUGGAAACAGGCACAGGGCAGAUGAGAAAAGUGCACUGAUUAAAGUUGGGAGAAUUGUUGCUACUUUAACCCCACUUUUAGGACUCACUUGGGGAUUUGGAUUAGGGACCAUUACUGAAGGUCGGUUGGUUGCUCUUCAUGUCAUCUUUACUUUACUAAAUGCUUUUCAGGUAAGCAGUUUGAAUUUAACUAGUAUAAAAUAUUUAAUAACAGCACUUUGGGUUAGAAAAUGA